Molecule: messenger RNA, 435 nt
Organism: Adineta ricciae
Lineage: Eukaryota; Metazoa; Rotifera; Eurotatoria; Adinetida; Adinetidae
Source: the annotation of a GenBank genome assembly
AUGAUAGGGAAUCGAACAUUGUCAUUCAAAGGUGAAAAAUCUACAUUUGGAAAAGUUCGAUCUAUACACAAUACAACACAUAGUUACACCGUCCAAUUCAUUACUUCAUUAUCUGGUCAACCAAUUGGCAACUGUUACUUAUGUUUGAAAGAAAAGAAUGGUCAUAUGUCCAAUAACAUUAAAAAAGAUUUGUUCCGAGCAUCUAAUGUAACUGUCACUUGCAGCCAAUCGGGAAAGUUGACAUCCUCUCUUGUUGAAUAUUGGAUUCGCAACGUUUUAAAACCGGCAGUUGGUAAUGGAAAAAGCAUUAUUAUUAUUGGAUGUUUGGGGUGGUCAAACGGAUCGAAAAUUAUACUCGAAAAUGAAACAUCUUCGACUGGAAAUUAUCCCAAAGAAGACAAAUUCGAUGAUUCAGCUAUUGGAUAUUACAUUUAA